CUGCAACAAUAACUUUUACUGUAUUGUGGCGUCAGCAAUCCACAAUCAUUUUAUAACUCGGUUAAACAUCUGGUGUUUACUGUGAUGUCACAGAGAGCCUUUGUUGACAUAAUACAUAAUGUUUGAACAAGCGUCGCAUAAGUUACAAUGCAAACUUCCUAACCCCUGCACACACCUCAUAUUAUUUAUGCAACCAAAUGUAGGUUGGCACUUAAGCGUUAAACACUGGUUCAACACAAAUAGACGACUGUUCUGUAAUCAAGUAUUUCUACGAACGGAAGUUAUAGACACGCAUGGGUGCCUCGAGCAAUUAUGAUGCUGCUCAUGUUAUUAUGACGACACAAGGCUCGUUCGACGUUGGUUCGACGCAGCGCGAGCAUCGCGAUUGCAGUUUUAUUUGUUACGUCACAAUUAAUUUGGGCAAUCGGUCAACUCUGACCUAUAAACUCUAUACCAUCAACCAAAAACCUCACAUAUAGAAUUGGAAACGUCAUAAUGGAAAUAUUCAAAGUUUCCCGCCCAAAUUCAAAUAAACGCGGGAAACAACGACGUGUUUAAAGUUAUUGACAUAACUAUGACAUCACAGAAAGGACAUUCUGUUUGCUUGUGACGUAACAAACUCAAUUUGUUGUUCUAGAUGACCGAUGUUCGACUAACUUUAUUUCUCGAACAAAAGUAAAUAAUUAACCUUUCGAUUAUUUAUGACAAUGUUCAUUAUAUUGUCGUAAUAUCAUGUUUGUGAUGUAAUAAUGAUUUAUGGCGAAAAAUUUAUUGGUAUUCGUUUUAGAAUAAAACUUUUAUUUUAGUUUAUUUAAGAUGAUAUUUAUAUUUGUUCUUUACUUUGUUAUUAGUGUCAGAUCGUCUAAAUUACCAGCCCCAGCUAAUUUCUCAUGGACAGUGGUUGACUUGACGUCAUCGUUUACGUGGAACAGGGCUGGUGACGUAACGGAUGACGUCACAUACGUCCUACAAACAUGCAUCAGUCGUUGUGAGAAUAAACGGAGAUGGGCGGAAAGAAAAUGCGGGUACCAUAUUCGUGAUGACGUCAUUAUAUGUGACGUCACGAGCAUAAAACCUGAUUUUUGCGGUGAGGCUAGAGUGCGUGGUUACGUUGGCAACAACCAAACAUUGUUACGAAACAAACACAACUAUAACGUCACAAAGUUUGCAAGAAUACCUUACUAUUGCGUCACAAUGUUAAGUACUUUCACAGCCCCACAAAUCUCAUUUACAAAUAUCCAACCAACAUCAAUCGUUGUGAAUUACAAGAUACCAUCCAUUGUGCUUUGUGCAUUCAGGAAUUUAAUUGUUUACGUCACAGUAGCUCAAUUAUCAGGUGGGGACAAAGAUUGUUUCACCGGUUCACCCGCAGUGUUACGUCAUAAUGCAACGAUGACGAUCGCUGAUAAUGAGGCCACGUGUCCGGAAGUUAGCAGUUUGGGAGUUUAUGACGUCACAGAACUCAAUCCAGGUUCCCAUUAUUGCGUCACAGGGGUGUAUGUGACGUCAUUAGCGGAAAGCAACGCGGGGGUUUCCCGGGUUAAAACCAAAGACAAUGGUAAUUAUGUCGUCAUAAUAUCAACCAUUGUCAUGUGUUGCUCCAUUGUCAUCGGUUGUUACGUCACAAUACGAAAAUAUUUGAAACUUCGAGAUUUGAUUCAAAACGAAAAGAUUCCGGAAUUUCUGAUCGAUGUCAAGAACGAAUUGGAGGAUAGUGAUUAUGACGUUAUAAACGACGACGAGAACACCAGGUGGGAAUUCCCUGAUGACGUCACGGAGUUCAUGAAAUCCAGAACAGCGCGUGAUGACGUCAUACCAUGUGAUGACGUUUUAUUGCGUGAUGACGUCAUACCGUGCAAUGACGUUUUAUCGUAUAAAGACUCCAAAAUCACUCCGCCACAACCGAUUGUUAGUGACGUCACAAUCGGCGUUGUAAACAAACAAUCGGUUCCAGAUUAUGUUCGAAACAUGGAGGUCGGGAAUGACUGUUACUGGGUGAAAUAAACGUUGUUGCAAUGGCCUGUAAAGUUACACUGGACGAACUAUUACGUCAGUGUUCAUGGCGUCACAAUAUAAUGACGUUAUACUCUGUGAUGUCACAUCCAGCGUUAAAAAACUAAUCAGAAGUUAGUUUCCGAAAAAAAGUCACUCUGGUGGUUAGCAUGUAACAUUAUGGUAACUAUUCAUAGAAAUCUUAAGUUAUGUUUAUUGUUGGGGAUUUCCCGCAACAUAU
Molecule: messenger RNA, 2233 nt
Organism: Ciona intestinalis (vase tunicate)
Lineage: Eukaryota; Metazoa; Chordata; Ascidiacea; Phlebobranchia; Cionidae
Source: RefSeq, a predicted model, not a curated record